AUGGGCGUCAAGUUGGAGCCGCAACUUAUUGUGGCGGCAAUCAUCCCCUUAGCCAUCUUGGGAUUUUUUGUCUUCAAACAAAGGUCAAAAUCCCGUCUACCUCUGCCUCCUGGUCCUCCAAAGCUCCCACUUCUGGGAAACUUGCUUGACUGUCCCUUGAAAUUCCAAUGGGAAACGUUUCAGACAUGGGGGAAAAAAUAUAAUUCUGACAUUCUUCAUUUGAGCGUCGCUGGACACUCGAUAAUCGUCCUAAACUCACUGGAAGCUGUUCGCGAUCUUUUGGAAAGGCGUUCUGCUAUCUACUCUGAUCGUCCCAAAUUUACGAUAUUGAAUGAUGUCAUGGGGUUUUCUUGGCUGAUGCCAUUCAUGCCGUAUGGACCAGCUUGGAAAGAACGCCGUCGCCUUUUCCUGCGUCAUUUUCAUCCAAGCAACGAUUAUUUGCACAAAGACCAUGAGCUUAAGUACAGUCGUCGACUCCUUGAAAAUCUCCUCGCACAUCCAGAGGGGUUUAUGGAUCAUAUCAGACAUUGUGUGGGGAGUACACUUCAUUCUAUAGCGUAUGGUGGUGAAACGGAGUCUGUUGGAAACCAGUUCAUCAAAAUCGCCGAAGAGGUGGCGGAGUGUCUGUCAGAUGCUGCGCUAAUUUCUACUAUGGUUGCCGAUGUGAUGCCCUCAUUGAACCCAAUUUUGCCCUACAUAAUACCCUCGGUGAUUUUCAAGAGGACUGCGUUACAGUGGAAAGAACUCGCGUCGAGAUUCCGAGAUGACCCUUUCUGGAACACUCAGAAAUCAAUGGUAGACGGAAUGGCGCAACCUUCGUUUGUCUCUAAAGCGCUGGAGAACAUUACUUCUUCAGAUGAUAAUACACGCCAUCAUACAAUCAUAAAAGAUGUUGCAUCGAUAAUUUUUAUUGGUGGCUCAAGUACCGUAAAUUCUUCAUUACAUACUUUCGUUCUGGCGAUGCUCUGCUUUCCUGAAGUACAGACGAAGGCCCAAGAAGAACUCGACCGGAUUGUGGGCAGAGCUCGGUUCCCGGAUUUCAGCGAUCAACCGCAUUUGCCGUAUCUUGAUGCAGUCUUGAAAGAGGUUCACAGAUGGCGUCCCAGUGGACCCCUAGGUAUCCCACAUUUUAUAGAAAAAGAUGAUGAAUAUAAGGGGUUUCAUAUACCUAAAUGCUCUGUUGUCAUCGCCAACGCUUGGGCAAUGCUCCACGACGAACAGGUGUACGCCAAACCCGAUGUAUUUAAUCCUGACCGUUUCCUCAAGAAUGGCUAUCCCGAUUUAUCAGUACGUGAUCCAUCAACAAUCGCUUUCGGAUUUGGGAGACGGUAA
Messenger RNA from Psilocybe cubensis, 1332 nucleotides. RefSeq lists its product as uncharacterized. The coding region runs from base 1 to 1332 and encodes 443 amino acids. NCBI's taxonomy places the organism in Eukaryota, Fungi, Basidiomycota, Agaricomycetes, Agaricales, Agrocybaceae. The record is from RefSeq and is a predicted model, not a curated record. The transcript has 10 exons. Gene Ontology annotation, molecular function: heme binding; iron ion binding; monooxygenase activity.